Molecule: messenger RNA, 441 nt
Organism: Penicillium canescens
Lineage: Eukaryota; Fungi; Ascomycota; Eurotiomycetes; Eurotiales; Aspergillaceae
Exons: 1
Coding region: 1-441 (146 amino acids)
Source: RefSeq, a predicted model, not a curated record
AUGACUGAGUUUAAUUAUCUGCUAGACGCCUUCUGCUCAGCGGAUAUUUCAGUAAUUAAUGUGGUGCAGGACAUGUCAGAUAUUCUAUCAUAUCGCAAGCGUGCCCAUUUCACGCUAGUCCUUGGAUACGAAAUGGAUCGGCAAAGGCGUCUUCUCGUUGAAUUCGAUACUAGCGACAUAAGUGAGAAGGCACUGUCUCGUAUAGAGCGAUGCAUGAUUGAACACUCGGUCGACGGACAGUUUGGCACAAUUCUGGAACAACGUGAUCCAGACUACGAGCAGUGGUUGUUUGAGAACAUAUCAAGGCAUGACAACUCUUCGAUAGAAGUCUGGGAACAACACGAAGUUAUGGACGGAAAGUCGCAUGUCGUUGUGAAAGAAGGCAUCCUUGAUGAGAAAAUUCUCAUGGAAUUCUGUAACGAUCUAUACACGGCACAUUAA